GUGCAUUCACUUUCAUCACAUGGUCGCUGGAAACUACAACAAGGAAGAAGACAUGGCAAGGACAGAAUCCAUCAUAUUUGCUCUGCUACUUGCAGCUGCUGCCAUCGACGCCCAACCAACUACUACCACUAUUCCCACCACAGCCACCGCUGUUGCUACUACAGCCACUGCUACAACUGCUGCCACCACUAUUGGCCAUUGCGCCCAACUAACUACUACCACUCUUCGAACCUCAGCCACCGCUACAACUGCUGCCACUACCAAUGCCAAUGACGCCCAACUAACCGCUGCCACUAUUCGAACCACAGCCGCCACAACAACUGCUGCCACUACAGCCACCGCUACAACUGCCGCCUCCACCAAUGCCAAUGACGCCCAACUAACCGCUACCACUAUUCGAACCACAGCCGCCACAACAACUGCUACCACUACAGCCACCGCUACAACUGCCGCCUCCACCAAUGCCGAGAAUACCCAACUAACCACUACCACUAUUCGAACCACAGACACCGAAACAACUGCUGCCACGACAGCCACCGCUACAACUGCUGUCACCCCCAAUGCCGAUGAUGCCCAACUAACCACUACCGUUAUUCAAACCACAGACACCGCAACAACUGCUGCCACGACAGCCAUCGCUACAACUGCUGCCACCCCCAAUGCCGAUGACGCCCAACUACUCACUACCACUAUUCGAACCACGGACGCCGCAACAACUGCUGCCACGACAGCCAUCGCUACAACUGCUGUCACCCCCAAUGCCGAUGAUGCCCAACUAACCACUACCGUUAUUCAAACCACAGACACCGCAACAACUGCUGCCACGACAGCCAUCGCUACAACUGCUGCCACCCCCAAUGCCGAUGACCCCCAACUACUCACUACCACUAUUCGAACCACGGACGCCGCAACAACUGCUGCCACGACAGCCACCGCUACAACUGCUGCCACCCCCAAUGCCGAUGAUGCCCAACUAACCACUACCGUUAUUCAAACCACAGACACCGUAACAACUGCUGCCACGACAGCCAUCGCUACAACUGCUGCCACCCCCAAUGCCGAUGACGCCCAACUACUCACUACCACUAUUCGAACCACGGACGCCGCAACAACUGCUGCCACGACAGCCACCGCUACAACUGCUGCCACCCCCAAUGCCGAUGAUGCCCAACUAACCACUACCGUUAUUCAAACCACAGACACCGCAACAACUGCUGCCACGACAGCCAUCGCUACAACUGCUGCCACCCCCAAUGCCGAUGACGCCCAACUACUCACUACCACUAUUCGAACCACGGACGCCGCAACAACUGCUGCCACGACAGCCACCGCUACAACUGCUGCCACCCCCAAUGCCGAUGAUGCCCAACUAACCACUACCGUUAUUCAAACCACAGACACCGCAACAACUGCUGCCACGACAGCCAUCGCUACAACUGCUGCCACCCCCAAUGCCGAUGACCCCCAACUACUCACUACCACUAUUCGAACCACGGACGCCGCAACAACUGCUGCCACGACAGCCACCGCUACAACUGCUGCCACCCCCAAUGCCGAUGAUGCCCAACUAACCACUACCGUUAUUCAAACCACAGACACCGUAACAACUGCUGCCACGACAGCCAUCGCUACAACUGCUGCCACCCCCAAUGCCGAUGACGCCCAACUACUCACUACCACUAUUCGAACCACAGACGCCGAAACAACCGCUGCCACGACAGCCAUCGCUACAACUGCUGCCACCCCCAAUGCCGAUGACGCCCAACUACUCACUACCACUAUUCGAACCACGGACGCCGCAACAACUGCUGCCACGACAGCCACCGCUACAACUGCUGCCACCCCCAAUGCCGAUGAUGCCCAACUAACCACUACCGUUAUUCAAACCACAGACACCGCAACAACUGCUGCCACGACAGCCAUCGCUACAACUGCUGCCACCCCCAAUGCCGAUGACGCCCAACUACUCACUACCACUAUUCGAACCACGGACGCCGCAACAACUGCUGCCACGACAGCCACCGCUACAACUGCUGCCACCCCCAAUGCCGAUGAUGCCCAACUAACCACUACCGUUAUUCAAACCACAGACACCGCAACAACUGCUGCCACGACAGCCAUCGCUACAACUGCUGCCACCCCCAAUGCCGAUGACCCCCAACUACUCACUACCACUAUUCGAACCACGGACGCCGCAACAACUGCUGCCACGACAGCCACCGCUACAACUGCUGCCACCCCCAAUGCCGAUGAUGCCCAACUAACCACUACCGUUAUUCAAACCACAGACACCGUAACAACUGCUGCCACGACAGCCAUCGCUACAACUGCUGCCACCCCCAAUGCCGAUGACGCCCAACUACUCACUACCACUAUUCGAACCACGGACGCCGCAACAACUGCUGCCACGACAGCCACCGCUACAACUGCUGCCACCCCCAAUGCCGAUGAUGCCCAACUAACCACUACCGUUAUUCAAACCACAGACACCGCAACAACUGCUGCCACGACAGCCAUCGCUACAACUGCUGCCACCCCCAAUGCCGAUGACCCCCAACUACUCACUACCACUAUUCGAACCACGGACGCCGCAACAACUGCUGCCACGACAGCCACCGCUACAACUGCUGCCACCCCCAAUGCCGAUGAUGCCCAACUAACCACUACCGUUAUUCAAACCACAGACACCGCAACAACUGCUGCCACGACAGCCAUCGCUACAACUGCUGCCACCCCCAAUGCCGAUGACGCCCAACUACUCACUACCACUAUUCGAACCACGGACGCCGCAACAACUGCUGCCACGACAGCCACCGCUACAACUGCUGCCACCCCCAAUGCCGAUGAUGCCCAACUAACCACUACCGUUAUUCAAACCACAGACACCGCAACAACUGCUGCCACGACAGCCAUCGCUACAACUGCUGCCACCCCCAAUGCCGAUGACCCCCAACUACUCACUACCACUAUUCGAACCACGGACGCCGCAACAACUGCUGCCACGACAGCCACCGCUACAACUGCUGCCACCCCCAAUGCCGAUGAUGCCCAACUAACCACUACCGUUAUUCAAACCACAGACACCGUAACAACUGCUGCCACGACAGCCAUCGCUACAACUGCUGCCACCCCCAAUGCCGAUGACGCCCAACUACUCACUACCACUAUUCGAACCACGGACGCCGCAACAACUGCUGCCACGACAGCCACCGCUACAACUGCUGCCACCCCCAAUGCCGAUGAUGCCCAACUAACCACUACCGUUAUUCAAACCACAGACACCGCAACAACUGCUGCCACGACAGCCAUCGCUACAACUGCUGCCACCCCCAAUGCCGAUGACCCCCAACUACUCACUACCACUAUUCGAACCACGGACGCCGCAACAACUGCUGCCACGACAGCCACCGCUACAACUGCUGCCACCCCCAAUGCCGAUGAUGCCCAACUAACCACUACCGUUAUUCAAACCACAGACACCGCAACAACUGCUGCCAUGACAGCCAUCGCUACAACUGCUGCCACCCCCAAUGCCGAUGACCCCCAACUACUCACUACCACUAUUCGAACCACGGACGCCGCAACAACUGCUGCCACGACAGCCACCGCUACAACUGCUGCCACCCCCAAUGCCGAUGAUGCCCAACUAACCACUACCGUUAUUCAAACCACAGACACCGUAACAACUGCUGCCACGACAGCCAUCGCUACAACUGCUGCCACCCCCAAUGCCGAUGACGCCCAACUACUCACUACCACUAUUCGAACCACGGACGCCGCAACAACUGCUGCCACGACAGCCACCGCUACAACUGCUGCCACCCCCAAUGCCGAUGAUGCCCAACUAACCACUACCGUUAUUCAAACCACAGACACCGCAACAACUGCUGCCACGACAGCCAUCGCUACAACUGCUGCCACCCCCAAUGCCGAUGACCCCCAACUACUCACUACCACUAUUCGAACCACGGACGCCGCAACAACUGCUGCCACGACAGCCACCGCUACAACUGCUGCCACCCCCAAUGCCGAUGAUGCCCAACUAACCACUACCGUUAUUCAAACCACAGACACCGCAACAACUGCUGCCACGACAGCCAUCGCUACAACUGCUGCCACCCCCAAUGCCGAUGACCCCCAACUACUCACUACCACUAUUCGAACCACGGACGCCGCAACAACUGCUGCCACGACAGCCACCGCUACAACUGCUGCCACCCCCAAUGCCGAUGAUGCCCAACUAACCACUACCGUUAUUCAAACCACAGACACCGCAACAACUGCUGCCAUGACAGCCAUCGCUACAACUGCUGCCACCCCCAAUGCCGAUGACCCCCAACUACUCACUACCACUAUUCGAACCACGGACGCCGCAACAACUGCUGCCACGACAGCCACCGCUACAACUGCUGCCACCCCCAAUGCCGAUGAUGCCCAACUAACCACUACCGUUAUUCAAACCACAGACACCGUAACAACUGCUGCCACGACAGCCAUCGCUACAACUGCUGCCACCCCCAAUGCCGAUGACGCCCAACUACUCACUACCACUAUUCGAACCACGGACGCCGCAACAACUGCUGCCACGACAGCCACCGCUACAACUGCUGCCACCCCCAAUGCCGAUGAUGCCCAACUAACCACUACCGUUAUUCAAACCACAGACACCGCAACAACUGCUGCCACGACAGCCAUCGCUACAACUGCUGCCACCCCCAAUGCCGAUGACCCCCAACUACUCACUACCACUAUUCGAACCACGGACGCCGCAACAACUGCUGCCACGACAGCCACCGCUACAACUGCUGCCACCCCCAAUGCCGAUGAUGCCCAACUAACCACUACCGUUAUUCAAACCACAGACACCGCAACAACUGCUGCCACGACAGCCAUCGCUACAACUGCUGCCACCCCCAAUGCCGAUGACCCCCAACUACUCACUACCACUAUUCGAACCACGGACGCCGCAACAACUGCUGCCACGACAGCCACCGCUACAACUGCUGCCACCCCCAAUGCCGAUGAUGCCCAACUAACCACUACCGUUAUUCAAACCACAGACACCGUAACAACUGCUGCCACGACAGCCAUCGCUACAACUGCUGCCACCCCCAAUGCCGAUGACGCCCAACUACUCACUACCACUAUUCGAACCACGGACGCCGCAACAACUGCUGCCACGACAGCCACCGCUACAACUGCUGCCACCCCCAAUGCCGAUGAUGCCCAACUAACCACUACCGUUAUUCAAACCACAGACACCGCAACAACUGCUGCCACGACAGCCAUCGCUACAACUGCUGCCACCCCCAAUGCCGAUGACCCCCAACUACUCACUACCACUAUUCGAACCACGGACGCCGCAACAACUGCUGCCACGACAGCCACCGCUACAACUGCUGCCACCCCCAAUGCCGAUGAUGCCCAACUAACCACUACCGUUAUUCAAACCACAGACACCGCAACAACUGCUGCCACGACAGCCAUCGCUACAACUGCUGCCACCCCCAAUGCCGAUGACGCCCAACUACUCACUACCACUAUUCGAACCACGGACGCCGCAACAACUGCUGCCACGACAGCCACCGCUACAACUGCUGCCACCCCCAAUGCCGAUGAUGCCCAACUAACCACUACCGUUAUUCAAACCACAGACACCGCAACAACUGCUGCCACGACAGCCACCGCUACAACUGCUGCCACCCCCAAUGCCGAUGACGCCCAACUACUCACUACCACUAUUCGAACCACGGACGCCGCAACAACUGCUGCCACGACAGCCACCGCUACAACUGAUUCGACCACUGGUGACGAUGAAGCCCAACUAACUACUACCACUAUUGGAACCACAGCCGCCGCAACAACUGCUACUACUACAUCCACCGCCACAACUGCUGCCACCGCCAAUGCCGAUGAUGCCCAACUAACCACUACCGUUAUUCAAACCACAGACACCGCAACAACUGCUGCCACGACAGCCACUGCUACAACUGCUGCCACCACUAUUGGCCAUUGCGCCCAACUAACUACUACCACUCUUCGAACCUCAGCCACAGCUACAACUGCUGCCACGACAGCCACUGUUACAACUGCUGCCACCACCAAUGCCAAUGACGCCCAACUAACCGCUACCACUAUUCGAACCACAGCCGCCACAACUGCUGCCUCCACUGCCACCUUGGAUGCUUCUCGGCCUGCGGUGGUCAUCUUGGUCGUCAUUUCCCUGACAUUGCCACAGAUGCUGAUAGACUUUUCCGCAGAGGCCAUCAGCAUCCUGGACAACAGCAUUGAAAAACAGCUACCGGCACUGCUGGCGGGCGCCAAUUGA
Entelurus aequoreus (snake pipefish) is the source of this 6328-nucleotide messenger RNA. RefSeq names its product mucin-22-like. The record is from RefSeq and is a predicted model, not a curated record. NCBI's taxonomy places the organism in Eukaryota, Metazoa, Chordata, Actinopteri, Syngnathiformes, Syngnathidae. The coding region runs from base 20 to 6328 and encodes 2102 amino acids. The transcript is spliced from 4 exons.